Messenger RNA from Cyphomyrmex costatus, 1410 nucleotides. RefSeq lists its product as uncharacterized. The coding region runs from base 632 to 1186 and encodes 184 amino acids. Lineage: Eukaryota; Metazoa; Arthropoda; Insecta; Hymenoptera; Formicidae. The transcript is spliced from 3 exons. The record is from RefSeq and is a predicted model, not a curated record.
UAGAUCAGCCUCCAGACUGUUGGUAGAGACAGAGGAGGAUCACCAUCGGAUCCAGCUGAUAAUGACAUGCGGGUGGAGUCUGUUUGAUGCUUCCAAGGGUCCGCGGCAAUACUAGAGUGAGAUCUUAUGAUGUUGUUUAAUGAUAAAGCCGGAGCUGUCUGUUAUGAUGAUCAAUUGAUAAGACCAAUGUGAUGAUAUAACGUUGAUGUUCCCCUCACUAACACGUGCAUAAAACGAUAUCAGAGGAUGACAGGAUAUCCAACGAUGAGCACAUGAUACUACGUAAUUGUAGCGCGGCAAAGAACGCACAUGUUGACAGAGUACGAAGAAAAAAAAGGAAAUACUAUAGAGAGAGUUUAAUUUGUGAUAUCCACGUUUCCUACAAAAUCCAGACUAUGGGCCUCUCUGGUGGAUACAGUUCAAGAAGAUAGAACAUCAAGUCUGAGAAAUAAUAAUGUAAGAUAACGGAGACAUCUUAAUUUAUGCAUGCCUAUUAUAAAACAGAAAGGUUUACUAAUUUUAUUAAUGCUUGACGUAAGAUAUAAAUAUGUCCAUACAUGCGAGGAACUUUACAAAGUUAGCCUGACUAACUGAUGGCUUAACCACAAUCGAUCGAGCUUUUUCUAAUAAGAUGCACGAGAAUAAUGAUACAAAUGAUACAAGAGAGUACAACGCAACAGAUGCCACCGAGUCUAUUUUGUACACUAUACUGAUGAAUGAUCUUGUGACAGUUUCCACAAACAUGCCAAGUACAAUCUACAACGACGUGUCCACGACAGCGUAUGUAGAGUUGCCGCAGGACAGCGAGAAUAAUCAACGGUUGUGGAAUAUAUCCAAAACCGCAAUAACUUCACUGUCUGAACCUACAGCGAUAUCGUUUAACACUACAAGAAGCACUACAAUAUAUACACCAACAACAGAAUCGUUUGAUGAAUUUGGUCCGCCGGAAGGAGUAGAAUAUAUUUUUGUACCACUUGGUGUAGUGGUUUCUGUUAUUAUACUAUCAGCUGUGGUAUGGGUACUGAUUAUAUCGAGAAAGCGCAAGUUGGAGCGUUUAAGACACAGACUCAUGCCAAUGUACAACUUUGAUCCUGGAGAAGAAGAGGAAGACGACUGGGAGACCGAACUGUUGGACGAGUGCUACAAUACACAUCAGAAACGAAUUAUUUCGUCUCCGAUAAGAUGAACAAAGCGCGCCGACUAAUACAAGGACUGAGUCAUCUGUGUUUACACAUGUAUAUGUUGUGCGGUUAAUGUGAAAAUAAUUACUUGCUAUACAAAUAAUCAUUUGAUAUUGUCCAUCAAAUGUAUCGCUUGUGAAUAUGUCCUUUAUAUUCGCGACUAAUCUUUUAAAAUCUCUUAGUGCUACAUAUUAGCAAAAUAAUUAUGAUGAAACAAAUACUUAUCUAU